ACGGAAGCCAGUGCGGGCCAGGCGACGCAUUGAGCUGGGGCUCGAGCAUCCGAGUGGAGACCGGCGGCUUCAGAUGAACGUUACAGCGAGUCGGGCGGCCCCGAGUGUAUUGGGCCUACUUUCCCAGGCAUACUUUUCCAGGAUCAAGUACCACCAGUGAAAUUGUGUUUGAAAGUUUUCAUGGUGCUACAAGGGGCAAUUCUAGAUGGUAGUCUGGGCAAAAGGCGAUUCCUGCUUCUGCACUCUUUCACAAACAGUUCUGGUAAUAUCAGGAAGACAAUUUUCUUUCAAAAUCUCUGAUCUGGUGAACUAUUGCGUAAGCUUGGAAGUUGUACAGAUUAUUGGAAUUUGUCUAACAUUUGGUAACUUGAAAAUGAUAAACAAAUGAUUUCCAAUGCCAGAGUCAUUGGAAAAACAGCAGUUUCAUUAAAAGGAUAGGAGUCCCACUGAGUGACAAUUUCUGACUUCUGAUGUCACAGUGACUACAACCUGGCGAUGGACUGACUGCAUUAGCAAAUAAUGGAUGAGCAGGCUGUGUUUUUGUCCUUCAAUCAAGCUGCCUGAGCUCAUUACAGUAUGCUUACACCUUUGAGAACUGUGCCUUUAAAACAGCACAUUUCUACCAACUGGCCGCCCAUAAUAUCCAUGGUCAAGGAUCAAAAAUGUUGUAAAAUAUCAUCUGUUCUUGGGACACAACAUAAAGCUGAGCUGUCCUAAAGAGAGUGGUAAUGGAAACCAAGUCUGAUAAUCCAGCAACAAGAUUACUUUGAAAAGUAUUCCAGGGUCCUAAGACUUGAGUGGGGAUCAAGUAACACGUAAAUAUCAAAUUGCAUGCUCCAGUGAUGGUGGAAGUUACUCUGCAACCAGUUGGUAUCUGCAGUAGUGAAGAUGGAUUUGCCAAAAUAGCUGACACCAACAGGAAAACUAUUUGGAAUUUAUUGUACCGAGAAAGUUGUGUGACACAGUUUAUCCCCAAACAAGGCAAUCAUCAGAAUAGUGGAAAGAUGCUAUGUCAGAGGGGGAUCGAGAAAGGCAUGAUUGGUUCAUCUUCAUGAGGAAUAACUCGCAUCGUUGCAAAAUACAUACUUUUUUCUGCCCUUGGAUUUCAAAAUUUCUGUGGUGUAAGAUACAACAGUCCAUGAGGCACAUGCAUCUGGAGACUUCUCAGAAAGAGCAGUCUAACAACUUGUCUCGGCAGGCUACAAGCCAGGCAGAUGGGAGUUUUCAAGAUGCACCAAUGAGUGACUAUCGCUUGGAGUCAAGUGAUGUCAUCCCCGAAAGAGGAAUUUUGGCAGGGUAUAGCGAGAAUGAGGUUAGAAUUCAAAAAGUGUAUCAACUUUCAAUAUUUUCUCACCUUUCUAAUUCUUCAAGUAGUUUGGAACAGAGAAAUGGCAAACGGGGUUUUAAAAGAAGUGUAACUGAACUUCAUCCAGAUCUUGAACUUGAACUCAAUGAGGAAAGAAUCCACGUGCACUGCAGGAAUUCUGCCACGUUGACUGAAAGUCGAAAUGCAUCUCAUUGUGGAACUGAUAAUGGUAAUUUUUCUGAAAAAAGCAUAGAAAAGACAAGUGACUAUCCAGACCAACAAGGUGUUAGUUUCCAAAAUGAAGAACCAAUUGUGCAUGGUUCCGCACAACACUUUUCCCACAGUGGUUUGCAUGUUAUUGAACAUAAAGACUCCCAGGACAGCAAUCUGGCAGAAGAUGGUGAGACUGGCUCACAUAGAAAUAAAGUGGUGCCAACAACACCAUCCUCUGAGAAAGACGUUCAACCUAUUAACAGCGCUGGACUGCCAUCAUCUGAGAAAACGCCUUCUUCUUUAGGACACUCAAGUACAAUCUCUGUCAGAUGUACAGCAAAACGGAAGCUGCUAUCACCAACAAAUGCAAUAGGGAAAGAUAUGUGCUCAGGGGAUGAAAUCCCUUCUGUUGCGAAGAAAUGUAGGAUUCAGUUAACUAAUUCCAUCCCAGUUUCAUGCAGAAGUACUGAUGCCAAAGCAGCACCUUUCUGGAAUCACUUACUUCCAUCUUCAAGGGAUGCAUUGAAGAACUCCUCUGAUUGCCUCAGUGGUACCAGAAGAUUAAAGAAUGGAUUGCGCUUAAAAUCGAGACGUCUACGGAGUGCAUUUGCAGGAGAAUCCAACAAGUUUUCAUCAAGAAGCAGCACAAGUCCUUCUAUUAGUCGUUCCUUGCUAGGAAAUUUUGAGGAAUCCUUGUUAAAUGGCAGAUUUGCACCAUCAGGAAGAAUUGAAGGUUUUACAGCUGAACUUGGGGCAAGUGGAUCAUAUUGCCCACAGCAUGUAACACUACCUGUGGAUGUAUCUUACUUCAAUAUUUCUGAACAUAGUGCCCCAUCACCAUUCCUGGGUGUGAUAAAUCUGGAAUCUUUGGGAAAGAAGGGUUACAAUGUCCCCAAGGCAGGAACCAUCCAAGUGACCUUAUUCAACCCAAACAAAACUGUGGUGAAAAUGUUUCUUGUGACUUAUGACUUUAGCGACAUGCCACCAAACCACAUUACGCUUCUGCGCCACAGGAUUUUUCUUGUGCCAGUGGAAGAAAAUGCAGGAACAUGCGAAAAUAUGGAAAAUUCAGACGUAAAAAGAAAAGUACUAUGUUAUCUGAUUCAUUUACGGUUUCAAAGUUCAAAGUCUGGAAAAAUCUACUUGCACAGUGAUAUUAGGCUGCUGUUUUCCCGAAAAUCAAGUGAAGUGGAUGCUGGAAUUCCUUAUGAGUUAAAGUCAUUUACAGAAAUGCCAAGAAAUCCAAAAUAUUCACCACGAGUUUAGCACAUUAAUUUGAAGACUACCUGUAUUGGAGUUCAGUGAUUAUUUAUCUAGCGACUGGUUCUAACUAUGGAGAAAACCUUUCAGUUCAGUGUUAAGAUGCAUGCUUUGUCAUAAAUAUUAAGGAUUUGUUUAAAGUGCAGUUUCCAAUUGUGACAUUCUGUACAUUUUGAUUUAAAAGAGCACAGGAAACUUGCUUUAAUGUAGGCCUGAAAUAUUUAAUAUACAUUUUUGCUCUAAGUACAUGGAAAUUUAAUUCCUUAACCCAAGUAUCAAAAUUCCAUUUUACUUUGAAACAUUGAUCUAUUUAUCUUAAAUAUCUUUGAUUGCCUGUAUUAAUAAUUAUUGUAAUUGUGGAUUUCUUGAUUUUUAAACUAAUCAGGACCACAAAAGAGACAUUUUCAGUUUGAGAAUAAAUAAAUAGUAAAUGGUUGAUUUAACUCUUUAAUUUAUAGAGCUUAUGCAAAAAUCUUUGCAAUAUCUAAUUUAUAGAAAUGUGAAUAUUGCUGCUGCUGCUGCUGCUGCUUCCAGAUUUGUUCAUGGGGGAAAACCUAUUCCUUUCUCCAAUAACUUAAUUUUAUUUUUAAUAGAUUUGAAUAUCUUGCCCAAAAAUUCAGUUUGCUGCAAAAACUGAUUUUAAUGAGUUCUUGUCUUGCCCCACAUUUUGAAAAUUAUACUAACAAGGUGAGAAAACAUGGUUGAAUUGCAAGUCUCAACCUUUUUUCUUUCUAGCACUGUAACUCUUUCAUUUUCCAAUUAUGUCCAAGUCUCACAUUUGGCAUUGGCAAAAGAUGUAUGGUCUGGUUGGGAGAAGAGGUGGGAAUUAUCUUCCAUUACGUCUGCAACUAUUAAUUUUCCACCAACAACUAGCAAAUCCUUGAGACAAUGGAGUGAAUAUUAAUUUGCUGGACUUUUUUUAAUUAAUAACCCAAUCAACUGAGAAAAAUCUAGCCGCUGCUUUCCCCUUGAUGCUUCAACCAUAAAUCCAUACCCAAAUAUUGGUACACACAAUUUGUGUACAAAUGCACUGUGAUAUUUUGGUAACGGUUAAUAUGAAUAAACUAUUUUUGCCAAAGUGUUUGACAAGGGGGAAUUCCUUGGACUAAUAGAUGUCUAGAUGACCCUUCAUUCUCGAGUAAAUGAAACAUUUUGUAUGGGCAAACUGUAGAUUAAAGAGUUAAUUAAAAUAUUUCCUAAUGUUAGUUUUAUUUUGCAUUAUGCACUGUGUGGUAUAUUCGGAGGUACGCUUCAGAAAAAUACAUUUGUUUUGUUCUUAAUAUUAUCAUUGUUGUCCAAACUCCUAAACCUACUAAUCAUAUUGUUGAAACAGUUGUAGAAACAAAAGCUAAGUGAAGUAGAUUGUAUUUUUGAUGGAAUAAACUGCUGUAAAAAUAUUGGUUUUGAAUGUUCUUUUAAAAUGCAUGCCAAAUAAAAUGUUGCUAUGA
Messenger RNA from Leucoraja erinaceus (little skate), 4227 nucleotides. It is a transcript of the gene atosb, whose product is annotated as atos homolog protein B. The coding region runs from base 1010 to 2785 and encodes 591 amino acids. Lineage: Eukaryota; Metazoa; Chordata; Chondrichthyes; Rajiformes; Rajidae. The transcript has 13 exons. The record is from RefSeq and is a predicted model, not a curated record.